Thelazia callipaeda (thelaziosis nematode) is the source of this 833-nucleotide messenger RNA. The record is from the annotation of a GenBank genome assembly. NCBI's taxonomy places the organism in Eukaryota, Metazoa, Nematoda, Chromadorea, Rhabditida, Thelaziidae.
AUGGCUGAUGAGGAAAUUGAAAUACUACAAAGCAUUUAUGGCACUGAUCUUGUUGUUGGAAGAAAUACGGGGCAGAAUUGGUCGGAUAUAGUGUUAAGCAUGAAAAUAGUGCCGAUCUUAUCCAAAUCGAAAUGUGUUACAAGUGUUCGUACUGUAAUUGAAUUAUCAGAGCAGUAUCCAAAAGUGCCACCAAAAGUUUAUUUGCGCGAACCACGAGGAUUUGAUGAGAACAAUCUUAAUAUUCUUGAAAGAAAAGUCGAGCAGCAUAUCGAGAAGAACAGUGAAAUGCAUAUCCUUUAUGACAUUUUUCAAAUGGUAAAGGAUUUUCUACUAGACGAACAAAAUGUUCCGUGCUCUUUUUGUCCAAUAUGUCUGAAUAAAUUUAAGGAUGGAACUACCAUCAUUUGCACUCCUCAGUGUAGUCAUUAUAUUCAUUCUCAUUGUUUUGCUCGAUAUGUGGACCACUGGAGAGGUCAAGUUGCAGCCGAACUUAAUCAAUGGCCAUUAGAUAUGAGGUCCAAGGUAGAUCAGGUUCUGAAAUGCCCUGUGUGCCGAGAGCCAAUUGAUCAAAAUGAAUUAUCGGAAAUUAAAAAAGUACCGAUUAAUUUGAAUAAUGAUGACGACGAUGAAUUCAACUUUAACUGGGAAGAAUGGAAAAAGAAGCUUAAAGAAUUACAAGUCCUUCUUGAUCAUCAAAAAGCUAAAGGUGGAUUGAUUGAUCCUGAAGAAGAGCGAAAACGUUUUCUUAUCGGUGUUGAAAGUGUAAGCUCGCAUCAUGUUCAAUUUUCGUUAAAACCAUAUAGAGUAACGUUAUUAAAUAUUUAUUUGUAAUG